AUGGCGACCAUGAACCCCUUUGACCUCCUCGGCGACGACGAGGGCGACGACCCCACGCAGCUCCUGGCCAAGGCGGCCGCCCUGGCGCAGAAGGCCGAGGCCAAGAAGGCCGCCGCGCCGCCCGCCGCCGGCAAGGGCGGCGCGAAGACGGUCGCCAAUCUGCCCACCAAGCCGCCUCCGCCUGGUCAGGCUGGCAAUGACUCCCGAGGUGGUGGUCCACCCUCUCGUGGAGGAUAUGGUCGCGGUGAACGUGGCUCAGGCAGAGGUGGCCGAGGAGGGUACGGUCAGAAUCGCGACUACGGCAGUGAAGACACAAAUGGCUACAGGGGAGGUUAUGGUGCCAGAACUGGAGGUGAGGAAGGCGCCCAGGACAGAGAGAGGGCCCCUCGGCAACCCUACCAGGGGGGAGGCCGUCGUGGUGGGUAUCGUGAAGGCGAGUUUGGUGAUGAUUCUGAGAGGCCACCUCGAAGGAACUAUGAGCGCCAUAGCGGCACAGGCCGUGGGUAUGAGAUAAAACGCGAGGGUGCUGGCCGUGGGAACUGGGGAACUACCUCUGAUGAAUUUGUCGCCCGGGAAACUGAGGCCCUGAAGCAGGAUGAGAAGGCCCCUGCACCUGAGAAGCAGGGCGCACCGGAGGAUGCACCACAGGCAGAUGAGAACAAGCCCACCAAAGAUGGCGCCACAGUUGUGGAAGAAGAAAAGGAAGAGGAUAAUGAGAUGACUCUUGAUGAAUUUGAGAAAGUAAUGGAGGAGAAGAGGAAAGCACUUGCUGCUUUGAAGAAGUCUGAAGAGAGGAAGGUUGAAAUUGAUAAGGAUCUGCAGGCUAUGCAACUACUUUCCACCAAGAAAGGAAAUGAUGAAGUUUUCAUCAAACUGGGUGCUGAUAAGGAGGCUUUGAAGAAGAAAGAGAAUGCUGAACGUGAAGAGCGUGCUAAGAAGUCUGUGAGCAUCAAUGAGUUCCUGAAGCCUGCUGAAGGAGAGAGGUUCUAUGGUGGCCGUGGCCGUGGCGGCAGGGGCCGUGGAGACCGCGGAGGCUUCAGAGGCGGAUUUGGUGGUGGGGGCUAUCACGGCCCACCCCCUGCUCCGGCAAUUCAGGACCAGAACCAGUUCCCAACCCUCGGUGGGAAGUUUCUAAUGUCCUCUGAUGCGAGUGAUCCAUCAGAUAUGGCUAGUGCUGCAUACAGUGCAAGUGAUAAUAUGGGGACAGCUAGGCAUCGGUUGGCUUGCGAGUCAUCAGAUUGCGCCGCGUCGCAGUGGCACAAGGUGCCCAAGAGCGGGCUCUGGGCGCAGUCCCUCUCGCCGUACGACCACCGGAUCCUCGACUUCCGGAUGCCCGCGGACCCUUCGAGAUCCGUUGUGGUGUCCACGGAGGAAGAGUUCUUGCUCCACAGGGUGGUGUUCCUGGUGUUGGGGAUGGUGCUGAUGGCUCUGGCGCACACGCUUAGCCAGUCACUGGUGUUCUACUAUGGUGGCGCCAUGACGAUCGGCAUUUUCCUUGUGGUGCUGAUUAUACUCUUUCAGGGAAUGAAGCUUUUGCCUACUGGCAGAAAGAGUUCGCUUGCUAUUUUCGCGUACUCUUCAGUUGUUGGCAUGACAACAUAUUUUCUGCACUAUUUGUCGGGACUGCUGCGUUCAAUUCUUGUGGAAAUGGGAAUCGCUGAAGACAUGCAUAAUCCUCUAGGUAUAUUCCUUCUCGUUUGCGUCAUCCUAGCUGGAGCCUGGUUUGGUUUCUGGGGUGUCCGUAAACUUGUUCUAACGGAAGAAGGAUCUGUUGAUGCUGGCGUGGCCUAUUUUGUCGGGUGGGCUAUCUUGAUUGUUUCUGCUGUCUUGAUCCUCCAGAGUUCUCUGGACUAUCUCCUUGCAUUUGCAGCUUUAGUCUUUUGCAUAAUCAUCAAGACAGUUUCAAGGAUUGAAGGGAUGCCACGACUUAUACGCCAUUUAUCAAGUGGAGUUUCCAAGGGAAUCACACGUGGCCUCUCCCAUUAUGAAGAUUUGGGAGGGUAUUCCAACACGAAUGGAACUCACCAAGAUGGGUUCAGCAAGCUUCAUGGUGAAUACCUGAAACAUACACCAAGAAGAAAUUCACCUCUUUCAGGCUCACAGAAGAAAACAACGUCACAAGUUCUUGAUAGGGACAGCUACUAUUCGACCUACCACACUACCCCAGAGAGGAGAAAGUUUACGAAAGAGGAAUACGAAGCAUUCACCAAAGAAGAGACAAGAAAGGGUAUGCAACAGUUACUCUCCUCGCCGGAUUUCAACAGGUGGGCGCUUGCCAAUGCGGACAGGAUAUCAGUGACUCCAGCAGGACGCAGCAGCAGCAGCCAGGAGCGACAUCGUUUCUUUGGACUGUUUUAA
Messenger RNA from Triticum turgidum subsp. durum (durum wheat), 2358 nucleotides. The record is from the annotation of a GenBank genome assembly. NCBI's taxonomy places the organism in Eukaryota, Viridiplantae, Streptophyta, Magnoliopsida, Poales, Poaceae.